AUGAGGGGACGCCUGUCCCAGACACCGGACACAGUGUCUCCUGAUCCAGAAAUCGAUUUGCCCCAAGGAUCCACUGUGUCUUUGUUUGAAGUGGGACAUUUGAUCGCUUCCGGGAACUUCGGCAAGGUCUAUGAGGGAACACAUUUAUUCAGCGACAAAGUGAAGGUCGCUCUGAAGUGUAUUCCCAAGCGCAAAGCGGACCGCUAUCUUGACAUUCCUGGUCACUCCAAACCGGUGCUUGCUGAAGUGGCUCUGAUGCUCCGGCUGGGAGAAGCUCCUUUGUGCCCCAACAUCAUUCGGCUACACCAGUGGGUGGAGAAUGAGAGCAGCUUCACUCUCAUUAUGGAUUACCCUGAACCCUGCAGGACCUUGGAGGAUUACAUCUUGUUCAACGGCCCCAUCAGGUGAAGCACAAGCAC
Messenger RNA from Puntigrus tetrazona (Sumatra barb), 419 nucleotides. RefSeq names its product CBL-interacting protein kinase 25-like. The transcript is spliced from 4 exons. Lineage: Eukaryota; Metazoa; Chordata; Actinopteri; Cypriniformes; Cyprinidae. Bases 1 to 408 code for a protein of 135 amino acids. The record is from RefSeq and is a predicted model, not a curated record. Gene Ontology annotation, cellular component: cytoplasm. Gene Ontology annotation, molecular function: ATP binding; protein serine/threonine kinase activity. Gene Ontology annotation, biological process: negative regulation of apoptotic process; protein autophosphorylation; regulation of mitotic cell cycle.